Python bivittatus (Burmese python) is the source of this 5015-nucleotide messenger RNA. RefSeq names its product chromosome unknown C15orf62 homolog (gene CUNH15orf62). The record is from RefSeq and is a predicted model, not a curated record. Gene Ontology annotation, cellular component: cytoskeleton; cytoplasm; plasma membrane. NCBI's taxonomy places the organism in Eukaryota, Metazoa, Chordata, Lepidosauria, Squamata, Pythonidae. Gene Ontology annotation, biological process: regulation of cell shape; positive regulation of pseudopodium assembly; positive regulation of actin filament polymerization. Gene Ontology annotation, molecular function: small GTPase binding.
ACAUGCUGGCUGGGGAAUUCUGGGAGUUGAAGUUCACAAAUCUUAAAAGAUGCUAAGGUUGAGAAACACUAGCCUGGAAGACAAAUUACCCAUAGAAACUUCGGUGCAUUUGGAAAAGGCGGGAUGGGAGAGCCAAGGCUAUAUUCUGUUUCCUUCCAGAGAAGAUUUUAGAGACACCCUUUAGUUGUACAAGGGGGCGGAGUCUUUUUCCUGACAAACAUACACCACUGCAUUUCACUCACAAAAUUAGGGUACCAGGCCCACCCACAUUAAGACUAUUAAAAACCAAACAAAAAUGAAGAAAAGUCUGAAUAAUCUACCAGUGUUCUAAUUCCACAAAAAGGACUUUGGUUUUCCUUUUGGACUGGGUCUGGGGUGUGGUACAAAUGAAGUGCCAUAGAACAAAUGGAAUAGCUGAAAGAAGGAAACAGAAUGGCAAGGUAGGUCUAACAUGGCCAUCCAAAGCAAUUUGCGAUAAAGUUCAUAUAUAUGGAAAGUGCUAUGAGAUUAUGUUGGUUUUGCUUUAACCCUUCUAGCAUUUUGGAAACUUCAUGUUGGCAUAAACAUCUUACAUUUAGGUUAGUUUUCUCUUAUGAUGGAACUCAUUACCAUAGGAUAUGGGAUUGAGAGAUUUAAUCAUAUUUUAGGAUUAAGAUUAAGGCAGCAGGCCUAACAUUAGAUAUUAAGAAUGAUUUAAACGAUAACUUGCAAGCAGUGAUUUUUCCAAUCAGAUGCUAGGCAAAAAAAGUAAAUGGUUAUCACCACAUUGUCCAGAGGCAUCUACCUGACCCCUCUUGCAGAUAGAAGCUGACCUAGAUCUUUUAAGAUAGGCAAAGUUCCUUAUUCCAUGUUAUCUCAUUGUCUACACAUGCUACAUAAGCAAAAGCAUAUAUCCUAUGUAAUAUAUAUAUGGUGUAUUUUGGUUAAUUAUCUAGCUAAACAGAUUAGUUGGAGGGUUCCAUAUGGAGAAGAGAAGAAACUGGAUUACAUCAGUUCCAAAUGUACUCACAUGGCCUUGUAAGAAAAUGUUGCUAUAGAAUCUAUAUAAUGGAGAAGUCUGAGUAGUGGAAUUACAGUUUUCAGAAUGUUGAUUCACUUGUUUUGUUGGAUAUUAAAUAAGAUUUAGGAAAUCUUAAUGCAGGAACAUCAUUUCCAAGAUUGACAGAUAUCGGUACAAUAUGUCUUGUCCUUUUCUUGCUAUCUAAGGAAGCAGCUAAUUAAUUUUGAUACUGGAGUUUUCUCUAUAUGAAUAUUUACAAUAGGCAAUUGACCUGUGAUAAAUAAAAGUGAUCUGAUAUUCCUUUGUUAAAGUUAAGGUAUUGAAACCUUUGCUCCUAGAGCUAUUAAGAAACUGCAUUAGUACUUCCUAUUAUACUGCAGUAGCAGGAAAUUUAUCCUGGCUCCAAGGAAAUUAGACAUUUAUACACAGUGCCACACUGCAGACACUUCUGAUUUUAGGCUGAGACUGUAACCCAGCAAGGUUCAUAGAUGAGCAGAGAUUGAAACAGUCUUCAGGGUAUCUAUACCCAAAUGUCAGCUACUACAUCAUACUGAUUCUCAUUAGGGUGUCUAGAAAAAUAUUUCUAUGCAUAAGUUAUGCAUAGAAUAAGUUAAUGAAGGCAAGAUUAAAUUAGAAUUUAUCUUGUUGAUACGCUAAGAAUGUUGAUUCAAGUCUCAUUUUGAUUGAUGUUGACAAUAGGAAAGAAGGGUGAAAGAAUAACCUUUUAACAAAAUAAACUCUUAUAAGGUUCUUUACAAAAAGGUGAUGUUAAAAAGAGCCAUAUAUCCAGAAUUAAAAAAAACUUGAAUAGCUGAAAAAUUGUUAUUGAAUCCAAGAAAAUUCAGCUUUUUACCAUAGAGAGAUGAUAAGAUCAAGUUCAAUGGAGAAGCAAAAGCAUUAGACAAAAAUGUGGGCAAAGACGACUUAAAAUAAUUUUUUCUUAACCAUUUGUCAUGUUAUUGGAUGUAAGUCACCCGCACUAGAAUUCUAUGUCUUAUUGCCCCAUGCUCGUUUCAGUAGGGGGGAGGGGAAGGGAGGAAGAGACAUUCUAUUUGCAACCGUAUGUGGAAUUACAUAAAUCUCUUGUAUUUGGAGCUUGGCCAACAGAAUUAAAUUUGCUAGAUGCUCUUUCAUUUCCUCAUCUGUACCUUCUUCCAGUAGCACUCCUAAAGAAUUAAAAAAUGGUUCCAAGUUCACGGAAGCUGUGAUUUCUCUUGAGGCAAAGUAUGUGGGCUGAUGCUUCAGAGCCAUACACACCUAUUUCCUGCAACCUAGGCAAUUAGCUAAUAGUAUAAAUCCCAGUUUCUGAUGUGACUGAGUCAGCAAGGGCUCAGCACAGAACACACACAAAGGAAUUACCACCCACAAAACAUACAAGUGGCUGAGCGAGAAGUGAAAAGUAACAUUGAAGGAAAGGUGCUUGAAACAAAUCUGAAAAUAUGCUCUGAUCUUUCAACUACUGCCAAGGAACGAAACCACAAUGUGCACUGAACAGGAUGUCCUUCCUUCUAUGUUCCCCACUUGGCUGCUUCUCUACUGGCCCAUCUCACCCAAAUAGAAGAAAGGAGUUCACUGACUCCAGGAGCCUCAGUUUACCCGAAGACUAUUGAUCAGUUAACAAACAUCACUUUGUUACUGCUUCUCCCAACAUGGACACAUGGCAGAGAGGAUCUCUCAGGUCCUCAGGUUUCUUCAAGCGGCUCUCACUCAGGAGGCACAAGAAACUGGACAAUCAGGCUAUUAUCUUGAACCAGAACAGCCACACAAUAGACUCCAAUGAACAGUAUGACAAAAAGAAGUUCCUAAGAAAUUUCAAAGAAAAGCCAGACUAUUUUUCAUGUCAAAGUGAACAAAACCUUGCCACUAAAACACAGCCACCUCCCAAACCACCUCGCUUAUAUCUGGACAGUGCCAGCUGCCCUAAUAUAAUAGACCACAAAGCAUCUUCCUCUACAGAAAUCUCCUUUUUAAGCACUUCCUGCCAUUUUCACAAGGCUACUCAAACACCCCCAGACCUACUUUACAAGGACCAAACCAUGAACUCUGAAACUCUCUCCAGGCACAGUAAACCUCCCCUUGAUCCAUCAGACCCCUUCUUUUCUUUCACACUAGACUUGGGGCCCUCACUGCUGGAUGAUGUUUUACAAACCCUCAGAAAACAGAAUUUAUUGUUAAAUUAGCUGGAAUUCUCACUAAAACCAAGGAAUUAAUCAUACUGGCUCUUCUGAUUCAUAGACUAAGUUACUUUUGGUUCUUUUUAAAAUGGGCCUUUUCCCAUAAGAAGACUGUGUCAUCUCUUAGAAGUUACUAUUAAUUAAUCUUCCUUUUUUAUCUCAUUUUGAUGAGCAGGCAAUAUACUUGCUAUAUUUGGACUAAUCAGAAAUCCUAGAGCAUAUGUGUAAUGUGCAAGAGAAUGGGAGGUUUUGGCAAGAGGGUCUGUAUCAUACGGAAUGCAUGGAUUUGUUUGGGUAAAAUAAAAUAUCUCAGAGGCCAGCUGUUGUACAUAAGGCUACUUUAGACACAGAGGGCAAGAACCCUGAUCCAUCGAUAAGUGAAAUGGAAACUCUGAAUAUGAAGUUUAUCUUCCUUUGUGUCAAUACAGAGUUUCUGUAAUUUCUUCCUUCAAUAGGGGGGAAUGAAAUUAUAUUAUUAACUGCAUCUACAUCAUACUAUGGAUAUAAAAUGUGAAAGAGAAAGUAUAAACUAAUCUUUAUUAAACAAAUUUACUUUAUUUCCUUUGCACCUUCUUUAAUUUCCAGUGACAAGUAUUCAUCUAACAGUGUAAAUGGGGAAAAUCUUUGUAUUACCCUUUCCAGGCUGGCAUCUUCAAAAAAUGUUGGGCUGCAGCUUCUAAUAGUCCCACCCAACUUGAUCCUUGCUGUGAUGAAACACAUCUGAAAGGUGUUAGAUUGGGCAGACAGGCUACCCUACUAUAUCAACCACUAUAUCUACUACCAGCAAUCAUUUGCAGGCAUCAAUUUGGUUUACAGUAAGCAUCAGUUAGAGAACAAAAACUAGCACGAGGAAGCCAUAAUUUCAAAAGAAAGCAGCAAGUGACCUCAUCUAAACUGGAUCAGAGUCCCACAGCAGCUUUCUUGCCAAAAUAAAAGCAGCUGCAUUAGGCAGACAUAAACAUGACUAAUGCUAUACAUAGCUCAUGGAAUAAUCCUACUGAAUUCUCAACUCCACCUACUGCUGCAUACAUAAGAUGAUGACUGCACCAUCAAGAUAAAGCUGAAUUGUGACAAGAAUUCCUAAUAUACAAAGGGCUUCUGUGGUUGCUUCAACUUUAGGCUGAUAUGAAUAUGUCGGUGUCAGAAGUGAAUUCACAUUAUUUCCUCAGGCUGAUAGCAAGUAUAGUCAGCCUUUGCCAUUUUCUCAUUCCUCUAACACAAAAAAAUUAAUAGCAUUAUAUACCUCAAGGGGAUUACCAACAAACAGGUUCAAACCACAAGAUGUUUCCUCCUGGAUGCCUCAGAAUGACAUGUACACAAUAGGCGUAUAAUUGCCAGCAAAUGGACAGAUAAACCCUAUGGAUGGCAGGGAGUGGGGUGCAUGAGGAGGAUUUGAAGUGAAAAUACCUCACAACACCUAGAACAGGAAGUUGUGGGAAGGUAUUUUCCAACUGGUUUCUUUGCCCAGUGUAAUUGUAAAAAUGUUUUCCUCUCAUUAAAAUCAAGGGGAUAGAAUUAACUGUUUCAGCUCCAAGUCUGGUAUAGCUUGCAGGCCCAGCAGGGGAAUGACAGGACUUGGGGGCAGGUAUUUUUUUCAGCUACUGAGCUCUUUGACAUUUUGCAUGGCAUGUGUGCCCUCACAAUAGGUCCAUAGUGGAUGCUCACUUAUUCCACAAAAUGCUUGUUAUGGUAAAUAUGACUAAACUCUAACUAACCGUUUAUUACAAAGCAAAUCUGUGAGAUCUGUUACCCCCUUCUAUUUAUUUUACUUUUUACUCUUUAUGGCCAUAAUAUAGAGAACAGAUUGAAGGAAAAACCACCACAACAUACAAGACAGCAUA